CCGCUGCUACUGCCUCGGUUGAGCACGAGGAGAGGACGGGAUCGGACCCUCCCGCCACUAACGGUGGUGCUCACCGUUGUGUCCCCGCAGAGCCCCGCCGCAGACCGUGCACCGCCAGGACCCGCUGCCGCCGGACCAGAGCCCUGAGAUGGAUUUCCCACCGGAGAAGAGGAUGUGCAUGAGGGCAUCCACACAGUCCAGCACAAGAUCCUGCUGUGACAUGCCAGACUGGAAAGGAAGGGAGCAGGAGGUGCUGCGACCAAGGACCUGCACGCCCGGAACGGCGGACAAGGCUGUGCAGACGGAGGAAGCUGUCGAGAGGCCUGAGGAGAAGCGGCGGCAGUCCCCGAGCCCAUCACCGUCGCCGGGGAACAGAAGGCUGCGCAGGAGGAGCAUCUGCCUGCUGGUGCCUUGCGAGACCCACCCACUGGUGCAGUUCCCUGAGCUCAUCCCGGGCUACCCCUCCACCGAGGCGAUCCUAGAGAAGGAGAGGGAGGCAGCGUGGCAGCGCUUUCACCAGCUGUUGAGGCCCAAGUCUGAUGCGGUCCCCAGCACCAGUGGGGAAGGUAUGUCCCUGGGCACAGUCAUCGCCCGGGGCUCCUCACGCACCAACUGCACACAGGCAGCGUUUGCAGCCACAACAUCGGUCAUUUCUGGGCUGGCCGCUUUUACCACCACCGGCCUUACUCACACCAGCCAGCCCAGAAGCAGGAGCGUGCCCGUGCUGGGAGGAACUCCUGCGCCCUUCUGUGGCCAGCGCCCCUCAGGCCUUGGAGGAGACGGCGCUUCCUCUGGUUCGUCCACCCCUGCCUCUUCGACCCGAGCAAGAUCCAGGAUUGAGGGAACUCGUAAGCGGAUAAAGGAGGAGGACCGCUCCGAUGCCAAGUGGCCUUUUGGGCCACCAGCAGGAAAACGUCGGCGGCUGUGAUAUUUUUUGAAGAUUUUUAUUAUUCUACGUUUGUUCUACGUUUGUUCUAAUAUAGUUGUUAUACUGUUGUUCUUUUGUUGUUACGCUGUAGUUUUUUUGUUGUUAUACUGUAGUUGUUUUGUGGUUUUAUUGUUUAACUGUUACUAUGCAAUUUCCUCCCUCCCCCCCCAACCCCCGAUGCUCCCCAUCCCCUGUUUUUUUUGUUACUUAAAAUAAACAGACUGUGUUCA
This is a messenger RNA of Strigops habroptila (Kakapo), 1158 nucleotides long. RefSeq lists its product as uncharacterized. Lineage: Eukaryota; Metazoa; Chordata; Aves; Psittaciformes; Psittacidae. The coding region runs from base 149 to 928 and encodes 259 amino acids. The transcript is spliced from 9 exons. The record is from RefSeq and is a predicted model, not a curated record.